Mizuhopecten yessoensis (Yesso scallop) is the source of this 700-nucleotide messenger RNA. RefSeq lists its product as uncharacterized. The transcript has 4 exons. The coding region runs from base 6 to 329 and encodes 107 amino acids. NCBI's taxonomy places the organism in Eukaryota, Metazoa, Mollusca, Bivalvia, Pectinida, Pectinidae. The record is from RefSeq and is a predicted model, not a curated record.
UCUCCAUGAGUUCAGACGUAUCGAGUCCUCAGAGAAUGCAGACGGAAAUGGAUGCAGCGAAGGAGAGUGGAGCGUCAACACAACAGCCCACACUUGCGGCCUUUCUGGUUGGAGAUUCGAUUGGAUUCGUUCCAAAGCCAUGGCCGAAAUCGAAAUUCAAAGAAGCUCUAGUGGACACUCUCAAGGAUUUUGGAAAUCCAUGGGUUUUCUGUGAAUGCAUAGAACCAUCAAACCCUGAAAAUGAAGAUAAUCUAAAACGAAAGACCAAAGGCUGUUCACGGUCACCAAGCUGGCCAUGGACGCCUGGAAGGAGUGUACGGAAUGCAUAGAAACGUCAAACCCUGAAACCAAAACGAAAGACCGAAGGUGGUUGACGGUCACCAACCUCACCAUGGACGCCAGAGAGGAGUGUAGGGAAAUGCUGAAAUCGAGCGAGAAUCAGGACACAGUCAAGUCUGAAGACGACACAAACACGUUCUGCUUGAUGGGAAUUACGGAAAAGUCGGAUAAGUAAGAAGGGCCAGAGGUACUGACGAAGAUUCCUGACCAUUUAAAACAAUUGCUUAAUGACAAAGAAAAGAAACAGUUGAACAAUGUUUUUGAAACAAUGCUCUUCUUAGAGGAAAAAUUGUCUGCAAUUAUGAUUACGCCACUGAAAUUGAAUAAAAAUUCAGGAAAACAAUUCAGUAAGUAUGAACAU